Messenger RNA from Gadus chalcogrammus (walleye pollock), 4428 nucleotides. RefSeq names its product eph receptor B6 (gene ephb6). NCBI's taxonomy places the organism in Eukaryota, Metazoa, Chordata, Actinopteri, Gadiformes, Gadidae. Gene Ontology annotation, biological process: central nervous system projection neuron axonogenesis; protein phosphorylation; cell surface receptor protein tyrosine kinase signaling pathway. Gene Ontology annotation, molecular function: protein binding; ATP binding; transmembrane-ephrin receptor activity. The transcript has 19 exons. Gene Ontology annotation, cellular component: neuron projection; plasma membrane. Bases 13 to 3027 code for a protein of 1004 amino acids. The record is from RefSeq and is a predicted model, not a curated record.
AGUAUAGUGGAGAUGUGGAGUAUCGUUUUGUCUCUCUGUUUGUUUCUCCAGCCGAAUUCAGCUGAGGAAGUGAUGCUGCUGGACACUACAGAGUCUACCUCAGAGCUGGGCUGGACCACCUAUCCAGACACGGGGUGGGACGAGGUCAGCGUUCUGGACGACCGAGGGAAACUCAUCCGGACCUUCGAAGUGUGUAACGUCAACCAGAACCCCCGUCUCCAAGACAACUGGCUAGCCACACCCUUCCUGUUCCGAGACUCGGCGCCGCGGGUGUUCGUCACGUUGCGGUUCUCCGUGCGUGACUGUGCCAGCCUGCGCUCGCCGUCCCCCACCUGUCGUGAGACGCUGACCCUCUACUACAAACAGGCGGACUCCCAGAGGGAGCUGGAGAGAACAUGGGCGGCCGAGCCCUCCAGUGGGGAGAAGGACAGCAGGGAGGGCUGGGUGAAGGUGGACACCAUUGCGGCGGACAAGAGCUUCUCCAAGGUGGAGCCCAGCUCCCCUCACCAGUACCAGCCCAACCGCUACCAGCGGAUAAACAUAAAGACACGCAGCUUCGCCCCGCUCACACGCAACGGGUUCGUAUUGGCAGUCGUCGACAGCGGCGCCUGCGUCUCCCUGAUGGGCGUGUCCAUAUUCUACCGCCGCUGCCCGGCCACCAACCGCUAUCUCGCGUCCUACCCGGCCACGCCAUCGGGGGCGGAGCCGACCGCCCUAGUGGCCGUGGGCGGGACCUGCGUGCUGCACAGCCAACCGCAGACAGGCACCGCACCCCGCAUGCACUGCAACGCGGAGGGAGAGUGGAUGGUGCCCGUCGGAGGAUGCAUCUGCGACCAGGGAUACGAGCCCAACGUCAACGGGUCCGCCUGCCUAGCGUGUCCGGUGGGCUACUUCAAGAUGGCGUCGGGCUCCGUGCCCUGCACACUGUGUCCUUCCAACAGCAGGACCAGCCAGGAAGGAGCUCUCACCUGCGAGUGUCGUAGCAGCUUCUAUCGCGCUCCCACAGACAUCAACUCCUCCGCCUGCACAAGCCCUCCGUCGGCGCCCGUCUCCCUCACCUGGGAGUAUGAGAGCGGUGACGGCGGGGUGUCCCUGCGGUGGCGGCCCCCCGUGGACAUGGGGGGCCGCGGGGAGGUGUGGUACGCAGUGGUGUGUCGUAUCUGCCCCUCGGCGGACUUCCCCAGCCCUGGGGCGUGCUCCUGGUGCGGGGAGGACGUCAGCUACGCCCCCACCCAGACCAAGCUCAGGCAGACCAAGGUGGCCCUGAACAACCUGUUGACCCGCGUCACCUACCUCAUCCAGGUCCAGGCUGUGAACGAGGUCUCCUCACUGAGCCCCUUCCCCCCCAGGUAUACCAGCAUCAACUUCACCACCAGCCAGUCAGUUCCCUCCCAGGUACCCAUGAUGCAUCAGCUGAGCCGUGCCCCGGAUUCUAUCACUCUCUCUUGGCCUCAACCCGACCGACCCAACGGAGACAUUCUGGAGUACCAGCUCAGAUACUACGACAAGGGUUCGGACGAGGACAGCGCGGCUAGUGUGUUCAGCGAGACCAACACAGCCACCAUCCCCGCCCUGAUCCCCGGCUCCAUAUACGCCUUCCAGAUCCGGGCUCGCAACGAGAGAGGCUACGGCCCGUACAGCCACACCAUAUAUUUCACCACGCAGGCCCUGGAAGAGCGCUCCCACCAGAUACAGAACCGGCUGCCGUUACUGAUUGGUUCGGUGAUGGGCGGGGCAGCCUUCCUAUUGGUGGUUGUCGCCAUCGUAGUCGUCUUGGUUUUCCGUAGCAAGAGGAGGGAGAGCCCAUACAGUGAUAGACUGCAGAGGUACAUCAGCAACAGAGGUGGGGUAAAGUACUACGUGGACCCGUCUACCUACGAGGACCCCAGUGAGGCAGUCAAAGAGUUCGCUCGAGAGAUAGACGCCACUCACCUUAAAAUUGAGGAAGUCAUUGGUGCAGCCCAGCUGGGGGAGGUGUCCCGGGGCCGGUACCGCCCAAUGGGCCGCCGGGAGCUGCUGGUGGCGGUGAAGACCCUGCGCUGGGGGGUGACGGACCGGGAGAAGGGCAUGUUCCUGAGCGAGGCGGGGGUCCUGGGCCAGUUCGACCACCCCAACGUGCUGAAGCUGGAGGGGGUGGUGACUCGCAUCCAGCCCGAGAGGAUCAUCACAGAGUUCAUGGAGAACGGACCCCUGGACACCUUCCUCAGGGAGAACGAGGACCAGUUCAGCGUGCUCCAGCUGGUGGGCAUGGUGCGGGGCGUGGGUGCCGGCAUGCGCUACCUCUCUGAGAGGAACUUUGUGCACCGCGACCUGGCCGCCAGGAACGUGCUGGUCAACUCCAACCUGGUGUGCAAGGUGUCCGACUUCGGCCUGUCCCGCCUCAUGAGGGGCCUGGACCACAACGUGCCAACCUAUACCGCCUCGCUGGGCAGUAAGGUCCCUGUGCGCUGGACCGCCCCUGAGGCCUUCCAGCACCGCAAGUUCAGCUCGGCCAGCGACAUCUGGAGCUUCGGGGUGCUGAUGUGGGAGGUGAUGUCGUACGGGGAGCGGCCAUACUGGGACAUGAGCAACCAGGAGGUGAUGAAGGCGGUGGCAGACCAGUACCGUCUGCCCGCGCCACUCAACUGCCCCGCGGCACUGCACUCCCUCAUGCUGCAGUGCUGGCAGGCCGACCGCGGGGACCGGCCCGGGUUCGACUCCCUGCUGUCCUCCCUGGACCGCCUCAUCCGCCACCCGGCCUCCCUCAAGUCAGAGCACACACGAAGCUGCUCCCAGCCACUAUUAAGCCCCACCCCCACAGACUUAUCGUCGGUGGCAACAGUCAGUGAUUGGCUGACAGCACUGAGGAUGGACAGAUAUAAGGACGAGUUUGAGCGGGCACACAUGGACUCGUUAGACAGAGUCAGCAGACUCACUAUGGAAGAUGUCCAAAACCUGGGGGUGAACCUCUUGGGGCAUCAGAGGAAGAUCGUGACUGCAGCUCAGCAGCUCAGAAGUCACCUGAUCCAGGCUCAGGUGGAGGUGUAGCCACGACAACCUGAUCCAGGGUCAGGUGGAGGUGUAGCCACGACAACCUGAUCCAGGGUCAGGUAGAGGUGUGACUACCUCAAAGCAUCACUCCAUGAAGAUGAAAAAAUAUGUUUUUUUUAUUUGUUUUGUUUUUUCCACUUGGGUGCUUGUCUGGUUUUAAAGAGUCCAUUCUGACUCAGCAUGUUUUUAACUGCCAAAAGAGGCUACGUACGGGAGAAGCACAAAGUGCUGCUUCCAACUAUCCCGACAUCAUGCUUAGAGACGGUGGAAUCAUCUAGAACUAUUGGUUUUAAACCAAUCAAGGGACAGAAAUAUCCGAAGCGAGAGAGACGCACUAUUGGAAAUGCUGUCCGGGUAGGACACGAGUCUCAGUUUUCCAAUUUAGUUUUCCUUUUUUAUUUUCUCUUCUAUAUUUCACUUCGCUGUAUGCCUUCUUCUUCUUCCCUCGUCCCCUCACCUAACCCUGCCACUCUCUUCCACCUGCUCACGCCCACUCUCUCACUUCCAGUUGUUAUAACUACUGAGCCCACGUACACAGCUGUUCCCACUCUCGUUAAGAACAAUCAGUGAAAUGUGAAGAAAUAAGAAAUAAGAGAUAUACUUCUAUACAUGGGCUCCCUUCACCAGGAAUUGCGUGAAGACAAUCAAAUACUUUUCUACUAAUGUCAGUGUUGUUAUGUUGAGUUGUUUAUAAAGCUAGAUCACUUCCAAUUUACUUUGAAUAAGUCGUUUUCUGAAGAAGACAAAUACGUCUAAGCGAACAUUUGUAAACAAAUAUGUCUAAAAACAAUAUGAUACAGCCUGUUGCAAUUUAUUAGGUGUAGGGCAAUGGAAGGUUAAAUACAUUGUAUUUACUGCCAGUUACAGUGUCGAACUGCCAAGCACAACUGAUCAAAUAAUGAGCCCCCUAGCUACCAGGGGGCCAACAACAGACCCCUCGUGUCCACAGUCUGUUAGAGCCACAAACACAAGGCCCUUCCAAAUAAGGAGAAAGAGCAGCACCCAUAAUAACGUAUAAAUCACACUCCGCUUCUUCUGCUCUUGUCUUUUCAUUGUGUGAGGCUAAAUCAAAUGAGAUAAUUUAAGCUUUGAGAACGCAAGAGAUUGAUUAAAUGGACAUAUUGGAUUUCUAGAAGAAGGAAGGAGAUGUAAUGCUUUGUGAAUAUUCUGUGUAUUUUGGUCAUGACAUUUGUAUGCUGCGAAUGGCAGUGAAAUAUACUGUGUGUGUUUUUUGUGUGUGUGUGUGUGUGUGUGUGUGUGUGUGUGUGUGUGUGUGUGUGUGUGUGUGUGUGUGUGUGUGUGUGUGUGUGUGUGUGUGUGUGUGUGUGUGUGUGUGUGUGUGUGUGUGUUAGGGUGUGUUCGAUAUCAUGCUAUAAUUUCUUGUGUUUAUAACCACAA